Messenger RNA from Knipowitschia caucasica, 6363 nucleotides. The record is from the annotation of a GenBank genome assembly. NCBI's taxonomy places the organism in Eukaryota, Metazoa, Chordata, Actinopteri, Gobiiformes, Gobiidae.
AUGUGGUUGCCUACAGAAGAGGAGAAAAUCGGAGUUGUUAUCUGCAACUUCCGGUCCCCAAUAUGUCAGGCCUUGGUGCUGGAGAUUGGGGAGACUGUACAGAUCCUGGAGAAAAGCGAAGGAUGGUACAGAGGCUUUUCGACCAAGAAGCCAUCUAUCAAGGGCAUCUUCCCAGUGAGCUACGUCCACCUUAAGAAAUCCACCGUGAUCAACAGAGGGCUGUGUGAGACUGUGGUGCCCCUGGAGGACCCCAUCAUCACAGAGACCACCUCCACACUGCAGGAGUGGGGAGUGCUCUGGAAACAGCUCUAUGUGAAACACAAAGUGGACCUGUUCCAUAAGCUCCGUCAUGUGAUGAAUGAGCUGAUGGACCUGCGCAGACAGCUGAUCCAGGGCCACCUCGCUCAGGACCAGACCAGAGAGAUCAAACGCCACAUCACUGUGCGCCUGGACUGGGGCAACGAACACCUCGGUUUAGACCUUGUUCCCAGAAAGGACUUUGAGAUGGUGGACCCAGAUCACAUCAGUGUUUCCGAGAUCUACAAGAUGCACGUCUCCAGCCGACACUGUGGCCAGCCGAGCACAAACCAGGGUGACAGCACAAAGCAGAGACACGGUGACAGUUGCCGCGUGCCGGUGUCUCAUCAUCUCUUCAUCAACCUGAAGAGCUUCACCUACAACAGCAUCAGUGAAGACGCAGACGUCUUCUUCUCUCUGUACGACACACGAGAUGCCAAACAGAUCAGUGAGAAGUUUAUGGUGAAGCUCAACAAAAACGGAGGACCAAAGAACCCAGAGAAAGUGGACCGACUGUGCGCUCUCUUCACGGACCUAAGCAGUAAAGACUUAAAGAGAGAGCUGUACAUUGUUGCCCACGUCAUCAGAACGGGCCGGAUGCUGCUGAACGACUCAAAAAAAGGGCCUCCGCACGUACAGUACAGACGGCCGUAUGGCUGCGCUGUUCUGGCCAUGAGCGACGUGUUCCACACCAUCACCGACCUCAAAGAGGAGAAAGACUUUGUCCUCAAGGUUUACACAUGCAACAAUGAAAACGAGUGGUACCAAGUUCACGAAAACAUCAUCCGGAAGUCCAACACCAAGUACUCUGCUCCCAGCACAAACUAUGGCCUGAUCAUCUCCCUGCAGCUGUUAAGGGGAGAGCUGGAGCAGAUUCGGCGAGAGAACCAGGCCGUCUUCAACCGGGCCCUGGCUCUAACGCGUAAACUCGGCUUCCCAGAUGUCAUCCUGCCAGGUGACACACGGAACGACCUGUACUUGACCCUGGAGCGAGGGGAGUUUGAGAGAGGAGGGAAGAGCGUCCAGAAGAACAUCGAAGUCACUCUCUAUGUCCUCUACGCCGACGGAGACACGCUCAAAGACUGCAUCAGUUUGGGCACCAGUGAGCCCAACACGUGUGAGUAUCGCUCCUUUGUCCUGUACCACAACAACAGCCCACGCUGGAGUGAGAUGGUCAAACUGCCCAUCCCCAUCGACCGCUUCAGAGGCUCCCACCUGCGCUUUGAGUUCAGGCACUGCUCCACUAAAGACAAAGGAGAGAAAAAACUGUUUGGUUUUGCGUUCACUCCACUGAUGAGGGAAGACGGCACCACACUGUCAGACGAGGUCCAUGAGCUGUAUGUGUAUAAGUGUGAUGAGAAUGCCACGUUCAGUAACCAGGGCCUGUACCUGAGCCUGCCCUGCUGUAAGGAGGACUUCAACAGCUGCGCUAACCUCCCAGCUAACCUGCCCUUCCAGAGGAGCCCCAAGGAAACUUUCUGGGUCUCCACCAUUCUCUGCUCCACAAAACUCACACAGAACGUGGACCUCCUCGCGCUCCUGAAUUGGAAAGCUCACCCCGACAGAGUCUUGGACAUCCUGGGACGACUGCGUCAGAUCAGCGGAGAGGAGAUCGUCAAAUUCCUUCGAGAUGUUCUGGACACACUUUUCUGUCUCCUGGACGAUAAUACUGACAAAUAUGGACCUUUGGUUUUCCAGUCACUGGUGUUCAUUAUUAACUUGCUCAGGGACAGCCGCUUCUACCACUUCAGACCUGUCAUGGACGCCUACAUCCAGAAUAAUUUUGCUGGAGCAUUAGCAUACAAAGAAUUGAUCCGAUGUCUGAAGUGGUACAUGGAUCGAUCGGCCGAGGUGGUGAGACAGGACCAUAUCCAAGAGGCCAUGAGGGCGCUGGAGUACCUGUUCAAGUUCAUUGUGCAGUCCCGGAUCCUGUACUCGAGGGCCACGUGUGGGAUGGAGGAAGAGCAGUUCAGGGCCAGCAUCCAGGAGCUCUUCCAGUCCAUCCGCUUUGUCCUCAGUCUGGACUCACGCAGCUCUGAGAAUCUGGUCUUCACACAGUGUAGAGGUGUGAGCAUCUGCAUGGCUCUCUGUGUUCUGUCUGCUGGGGUUUCAAACAUCCCAGCGGCUCUGCUCAACAGCUUUCCCGACAUCUUUGAUGAGCUCCUGCAGAUGUUCACGGUGCAGGAGGUGGCGGAGUACGUGAGGGGCACCCUGGGGAGCAUGCCCAGCACCGUGGACAUCGGACAGUCCAUGGACGUGGUCAAGCUGCAGUCCAUCGCCCGCACUGUGGAGAGCAGGCUUUUCUUCUUCCCAGAGUCCCGGAGUAUCUUGUUACCCGUCGUGCUGCAUCACAUCCAUCUCCACCUUCGCCAGCAGAGGGAGCUGCUCAUCUGUUCGGGCAUCUUGGGAAGCAUAUUUUCCAUCAUAAAGUCGAGCUCAAUGGAGUCCUCAGUGCAGGAGGAAGUGGAGAUGAUGGUGGAAAGCCUCCUGGACGUGCUCCUGCAGACACUUCUGUCCAUCAUGAGCAAGUCUCACUCAGUGGAGACAUCUAGAGGACAACGCUGCCCCCAGUGCACAGCCGAGAUAACUGGGGAGUAUGUGUCUUGUCUGCUGUCGCUGCUGCGGCUCAUGACAGAGCUCCACUUCCAUCAUCUGCUCAACAACUUCCACAGCAAAGAGGAGCUUAAGGAGUUUCUAUUGAAAAUCUUCUGCGUAUUUCGAAAUCUGAUGAAACUUACGAUCUUCCCUCGAGACUGGAGCGUGAUGAGGCUUCUAACCAGUCAUAUCAUUGUGGUGACAACACAGUUCCUGUCUCCAGCGCUGCACAAGAACUUCUCAGAGGCGGAUUUUGAUUUUAAGGUGUGGAACUCCUUCUUCAGUCUGACGGUGCUGUACAUAAACCAGCCCAGUCUACAGCUCGAGUCUCUGAGUCCAGCGAAAAGAAAGAAAGUCCUGGACAAAUACGGAGACAUGCGCGUGGUCAUGGCCUACGAGCUUUACAGCAUGUGGCAAAAAUUAGGUGACAAUAAGCCCCAUUUUAUCCCUGGAAUGAUGGGUCCCUUCCUCGGAGUCACUCUGGUCCCUCAAACAGAAGUCCGUAAUAUUAUGAUCCCAAUUUUCCACGACAUGAUGGACUGGGAGCAGAGAAAGAACGGGAACUUCAAGCAGGUGGAGGCCGAGCUGAUGGAUAAGCUGGACAGCAUGGUCGCAGAUGGGAAAGGGGACGAUAAUCACAGAGAGCUCUUCAGUCUGUUGACACAGUUGUUUGGUCCAUAUCCAAGUCUCUUGGAGAAGAUUGAGCAAGAGACCUGGAGAGAAACAGGAAUCUCAUAUGUUACGUCGGUCACCAGACUUGUUGAACGUCUCCUAGAUUACAGGGACUGUCUGAAAGGAGAUGAGAUGGAAAACAAGAAAAUAGGAGGUUCAGUCAAUUUAAUGAACUUCUACAAAUCAGAGGUGAACAAGGAGGACAUGUACAUUCGUUACAUCCACAAACUGUGCGACCUCCAUCUCCAAGCAGAAGACUUCACAGAGGCAGCCUUCACUCUGCUGCUGUACUGGGAGCUGCUUCAGUGGGAAGACCGGCCGCUCAGAGACUUCCUGCACUAUCCGUGUCAGAGCGAGUGGCAGCGCAAAGAAAACCUCAGCCGAAAAAUACUCCACUACUUCAACAAGGGAAAGUGUUGGGAAUACGGGAUUUCUCUCUGCCGGGAGCUGGCUUUCCAAUAUGAGAACUUGUAUGAUUAUCAGAGCCUCAGCUGGAUACGAAAAAUGGAGGCAGCAUAUUACGACAACAUCAUUGAGCAGCAGAGAAUCGAGCCGGAGUUUUUCCGAAUGGGAUUCUACGGCCGCAAGUUUCCCUUCUUCCUGAGGAACAAGGAGUUUGUCUGUCGUGGUUAUGACUAUGAGCGGCUUGAGGACUUCCAGCAAAGGAUGCUGGGAGAGUUUCCACAGGCCAUCGCCAUGCAGCACCCGAACCAGCCGGACGACACCAUCCUGCAAAGCGACGCGCAGUACUUGCAGAUCUACGCAGUGACACCAGUGUCCGACAUCUCAGAUGUUCCUCAGCUGGAGCGCGUCCCGGAGAGGAUCAAAAGCUUCUACAGAAUAAACAAUGUGUCGCGUUUUCACUAUGACAGGCCGUUCCAUAAGGGCCCCAAAGACCGAGAGAACGAGUUUAGGAGUCUCUGGAUUGAAAGAACAACCCUGAUCCUGUCUCGCCCUCUGCCUGGAAUCUCUCGCUGGGCCGAGGUGGACAGAAGAGAAGUGGUGGAGGUGAGCCCGCUGGAGAAUGCCAUUUACGUAGUAGAGAAUAAAACCCAGGAGCUUCGGACUCUCAUCAGCCAGUACCAGCACAGGCAGCAUCACGGCAACAUUAACCCGCUCAGCAUGCUCCUAAACGGGGUCAUCGACGCCGCGGUCAAUGGAGGCAUCGCCAGAUACCAAGAGGCGUUUUUUGAUAAGGACUACAUCAGCUGUCAUCCCGAAGACACAGAGAGAGUCACGCAGCUGAAGGACCUCAUGCAGGAACAGGUCCACAUACUCGGAGUUGGCUUGGCGGUCCACGAAAAGCUUGUGCAUCCAGAAAUGCGACCACUGCACAAGAAACUAGUGGACCAGUUCCACAUGAUGCGGACCAGUUUACACCACGGCGUGCCGGGGGUGGAGCGGUUCGGAGCGGCCGGCUGCACUGGGGUCAACUCCCCCAGAGGAGUCCUGUCCACCCACAGUCACAUGAGUCCAGAGAGCAUCCGACUCAUGCACAGACACAGCCCCUUGAACCUGCAGGGCUCGAUCCGCCACUCCUCGUCCUCUCUGUCGUCACACACGUCCAGUGAAGCCGGAAACCUGGUCAUCAUGACGGACGGCCUCAUGGGCGAGCACCCGGAGGAGGCCAUGCACAUGCAGCCGAGCCCGUCCUCCUCCAGCCUGAGUUCAAUUCGCUCCAACUCGUCUCAGAUUAUUAACUCUGCUCCUUCCAGUGCCAGAGGAUCCCCGUCUCUGCCGGACAAAGCCAAACACAACAAAGAAGUGAUGAUGCUGCUACCGUCCCACCGUGAGAGGGCGAACAACAUGUACUACAACAUGGCCGAGAACGGACAGAACAACCACAUGCAGCGUGCCUUAAUUCAGCAGGUCAGCCCCUGUAAGCCCUGUGUGGACCCUCACAUGAACCUACAGGAGAAAGUCUUUACAAACACGCAAAACAGCUGGAGUUUGGAUGGAGACAACAGAGAGUCCUACAUGCCGCCCUCGACUGGAGGCUCCAUCAUGGCCCCAGCUCCGCCCAGAUCCUUUCCACAAGGACACUUCCUGAUGCACUGUGAUGCGUUCCACCACCAGAGCAGCGAGCCUCCGCCUGCUCUCCCUGUGCGCUCGCUCAGAAAGUCUCCGCUGCACCCGAUCCCUGGUUCUCCCACCAGUCCUCAGUCGGCACUAGGGGGCAGUAACUCCACUCUGUCAGGCAGUGCGAGCAGCGGCGUGUCCUCCCUGAGCGAGAGUAACUUCGGGGGCCAGUAUCCGGAGCCGGGGCCCAUCAGAAACGACGCCCUGGAGCCCCUCCCCAGUCACCUGUGGUCCCCCCCAGACGAGUACAUGUCGUCCCCGUACCUCCACAUUCACUACAGCGGCUCUGAGCUGGAGGCCGUGGACCCGGUGCGACCGUUCCACUACCGCAGCCCCACGUCGCACCCACACGCUCACCCACACCCCCACCCUCACCCACACCCUCACCCACACCCUCACUCCCACCCUCACCCCCACACUCACCCCCACACUCACCCGCACAUGGGCCUGGACACGGGCCACUCACACGGGCCGCCGCCCUCGCACCACCACCCCGCCCCCCACGGGCCACACCACAUCCCGUACCGCCGUCCCCAGCCUCCUCCUGCCGUCCCGCCCAAACCGUACCUGAGAGAGGGCUGCAUCCCAGAGGAGGAGCUGGCCCCUCAGCCCAUCCCGCUGCCCAGGAGGAUCUUCCACUCGCCCCACAGUCACAGGGACGACGGGGUCAAGCACGCCUGGGAGACCUGCAUCAGCGAGGAGCACGAGGAGGCGCAGUGA